This is a messenger RNA of Aspergillus terreus NIH2624, 1158 nucleotides long. RefSeq names its product mitochondrial 37S ribosomal protein mS35. Gene Ontology annotation, molecular function: structural constituent of ribosome. The transcript has 2 exons. Gene Ontology annotation, cellular component: mitochondrial small ribosomal subunit. The record is from RefSeq and is a predicted model, not a curated record. Gene Ontology annotation, biological process: mitochondrial translation. Bases 1 to 1158 code for a protein of 385 amino acids. Lineage: Eukaryota; Fungi; Ascomycota; Eurotiomycetes; Eurotiales; Aspergillaceae.
AUGGCCUCCGUUGCACGGUCCCUGGGCCGGUCGGCUCUGUUUCUGGCCCGGAGAGGCCCCAUGACUAUCCCGUUCCGCUCGUUUGGCGCUUCUCCCUCGCGCCUCCUGCCCGAAGACCCGCCAAUUCCGCCUGCUCCCCGGGAACCUCGUCCGGAGGACUUGCCGCCUAUGCCGGAGUACUCGCCCGAUCUCCUGACCAAGGAGGAGCGCUCCAUGUACGAAAUGAUGUCUCCCGAGGAAAAGGCGCAGUUCGACGCCGAGAACCGUCGCAUUGUGGAGGAAUUCAACGACCCGGUGAAACGGGCGGCCGCGUUCGCCGAGAUUGAGAAAUCCGUAUCGCAAUUGGAGAAGGACGAGCCCAUGCGGUUCGAAGAUGUGCGCGAGAAACGGGCCGGCUUCUGGGCCGAGGAAGAAGACGAUGAGUUCGGUCUUGUGGAGGAUGCGGACGAGGACUUUAACGACGACGAAAUUACCUCCAUGGCCCAUGCGGAGGUCGAAUUACACCGUGAAAUCAGAGAAUACGCCCGGAUUGCGGCCUGGGAUAUGCCAUUCUUGAGCAAUCUGGCUAAGCCUUUCUCCCUCCCGCCUGAAACGCACCUCCUCCGUUUCCGCUACACCACGUACAUGGGCGAGCAGCAUCCGGCCGAGAACAAGGUCGUCGUCGAGCUGAGCACCAAGGAUUUGACCCCGAAAUAUCUCUCCGAGGCGCAGCGUCAGACCUUCCUGAAACUGGUCGGCCCGCGGUACAACCCCGACACGGACAUUGUCCGCAUGUCAUGCGAAAAGUUCGCCUCGCGGGCCCAGAACAAGCGGUACCUGGCCGACAUCGUCAAUGACCUGAUUAAGGAGUCCAAAGAAGGCGACGCGUUUGCCGAUGUGCCUCUUGAUCUCCGCCACCACAAACCGAAGAUCAGACACCGCUUCCCCGAGUCGUGGGUGAUGACCGAAGAGCGGAAGAAGCAGCUCGAGGCUCGACGAGCGGAAAGGAAGCUCCGUCAACAAGAAGGACAGGGAGUUAUCGAUGGCAAGACGGUCAUUGCCCAGGCCACCAAGAGCCUGCCCUCUUUGAACCCGGCGUUGAACGCCAAGGCCACCGAGGAGCGGGAGAAGGUCGCCGUCAAGGUUUCCGCCAAAGCACAGAAGAAGAGAUUACGCUAA